Panicum hallii is the source of this 2940-nucleotide messenger RNA. Its product is annotated as replication protein A 70 kDa DNA-binding subunit C-like. Bases 109 to 2772 code for a protein of 887 amino acids. The record is from RefSeq and is a predicted model, not a curated record. The transcript has 2 exons. Gene Ontology annotation, biological process: nucleotide-excision repair; meiotic cell cycle; double-strand break repair via homologous recombination. Gene Ontology annotation, molecular function: zinc ion binding; damaged DNA binding; single-stranded telomeric DNA binding. NCBI's taxonomy places the organism in Eukaryota, Viridiplantae, Streptophyta, Magnoliopsida, Poales, Poaceae. Gene Ontology annotation, cellular component: DNA replication factor A complex; nucleus.
ACCGCCGCCUCCCCAAAAUCCCGUUAACCCUUCUUCCCCCCCAAAUCGAGUCGGCUCCUCUCCUCUCUCCUCUCCUCCUUCCCACGGAAGCCUCCAGAAAUUAGCGCGAUGGCGGCGCCGGCGCAGCUGACCCCCGGCGGGGUGCCGGCGGUCUCCAGGCACGUCAACGGCGAGGAGACGCUGCAGGCGGUGCUGCAGGUGAUUGACGUGCGGCAUGUCGCCAACAAGAACAACGACAACCCCAGCGCCUCCGACCGCUUCCGGAUGCUGCUCUCCGACGGCGUCUACUCGCUGCAGUCCAUGCUCGCCACCGCCGAGAACCAGCGCAUCCGGGACGGCUCCAUCCGGAAGGGGUCCAUCAUCCACCUCCAGGAGUACACCUGCAGCACCAUCCGGGGACGCAGGAUCACUAUUGUUCUCAAACUUGAUGUUCUGCAAAGUGAGUGUGAGAUAAUCGGAAGCCCCAAACCCUAUGAGCUGAUAAACCCACCUACGGAGCAGGCCCCCAACUUACCGGCCAAUGCUGCUCAAGUUAAUGGUGGAGCAUAUUCCAGUGGCCCAGGCACGCUGGGAUCUUCUGUUGCUCCAAGGGUUGCGCAGGUUGCUAAUAAUGUAUCACAUGGUGGAUCUUACGGUGGUCAUCCGGGUACGGUGAGCCCUCCAAUUGGUCGAGCAGUAGAACCUGUUCCCAAUGUGUCAUCUGGUGGCUCUUACGGUUCUCAUGGUACAGCUUCAGCACAUAAUACAAUGAAUGCUGACAUGGUGCAGUCAAACUUGCAGCAGCCUUCACUGAACUCUCACCAGAACCAAAGGUUUGCAGUUCCUGCCAUGGCUGGUGGCAGUGGUACUCCUGUCAAUACUUACGGCCGCCCUGCACAGCCCUUUUAUCAGCAACCACCUCCAGGGCAUAUGAAUAGAGGUCCUGCUACUAAGAAUGAAGCUACCCGUGCUGUUCCAGUGGCUCAAUUGAACCCCUACCAAGAAAGAUGGACAAUCAAGGCUAGGGUGACUUCAAAGACUGAUCUUAGACACUACACCAAUAACAAAGGUCCUGGAAAAGUCUUCUCCUUUCAUCUCCUUGAUGCACAGGGUGGAGAAAUCCGUGCAACAUGCUUCAAUGUGCAGGCUGAUCAAUUUUUUGACCUAAUUGAGGUUGAUAAGGUGUACCUGAUAUCUAGAGGGUCGCUGAAACCUGCACAGAAGAAGUUUAACCCUUUGAAUCACGAGUAUGAAAUAACUGUGGAUUUCAGAACUUCUAUUGAAGUUUUCCCUAGUGAUGAUAGCAGCAUCCCGAGGCAGCAGUACAAUUUCCAUCAGAUAAGCGAAAUUGAGAACAUUGAGGUUGGUUCUAUUGUGGACUUGGUUGGGAUUGUUACGUCAGUUUGCCCUUCUGCCACAAUAACGCGGAGGGAUGGUUCGGAGGCCCAGAAAAGAACUCUUCAACUGAAAGACAUGUCUGGUCGAAGUGUGGAAGUAACCUUAUGGGGGAAAUACUGUGAUGCUGAAGGCCAGAAGCUGCAGUCGCUAUGUGAUUCUGGUUUGAAUCCUGUACUAGCUUUGAAAAGUGUCCGCGUUACUGAAUUCAGUGGUAGAUCUGUGAGCACAAUCAGCUCAACCCAGUUAAAAAUAGACCCAGACUUUCCUGAGGCUGAUAAGCUGCGACACUGGUAUGCAAGGGAAGGAAAGACUGCUGCUUGUGUUUCUUUGUCAGCUGCAAGUAGUAUGGGCAGGACUGAUAUCCGGAAAGCAGUUGUGCAGAUCAAGGAUGAAAAUCUGGGGCGAUCAGAGAAGCCGGACUGGAUCACUGUUAAAGGUGCAAUUUCGCAUGUGAACACUGAGAGUUUUUGUUACCCUGCUUGUACAUUGGAGGUGAAUGGUAGGCCGUGCAACAAAAAGGUGAUAAAUAAUGGUGAUGGGACAUGGCUUUGUGAGAGAUGCGACCAGAGAUUACAAAAGUGUGAGUAUAGGUACUUGCUGCAGUGCCAGAUCCAGGAUCACACUGGGCUCACCUAUGCUAAUGCAUUCCAUGAGUCUGGUGUGGAGAUACUUGGCUACAGCGCUGAAGAGCUUUACAACAUAAAAGAAGAAGAUGCAGAACAAUUUGCAGAGAUCAUACAGGGGGUUCGCUGGCAGCAGUUUCUAUUCAAACUGAAAGUCUAUGAGGAGACCUUUAAUGAUGAGCAGCGUGUCAAGUGCCAAAUUUCAAAAGCAGAGAAGCUGGAUUUAUCUAGAGAAUGCUCUUACCUUCUGAAGGCGAUUGGUGCCCUAUUGCAGGAUGAUACAGGCUCACCAUCUGAGGUUCAAGGCGCCAUGGCCUAUAAUGCUGGUCUCAAUAACUCGGGCACUGGACAAAGGGUGCCAGCCUCCAACAGCGCCUAUGCCACGAGUAUGGCCACCCCAAGGUAUGGUGAGUCUGUGAACCAGCUUGGGCAGCAAGCUAACACAUAUGGUGGGGUGUCCGCUCCAUUUUCAGCGACACGGAAUGUGCAGACCUGCAUGGCUUGUGGGUCAAGUGGGCACAAUGCGCAGAACUGCCCUUCUGGCAUAUAUAGGCAGCAGCAGCAGCAGCAGCCUGCUGGGAGCACAGCUAGCCCCUACGGCUCUUCACCUGGUGACGCCGGCUCUGGUCCGUGUUACAGAUGCAAUCAGCCUGGGCACUUUGCCAGAAAUUGCCCUGGUGUGGGUGCUGCACCCCAGCAGCAGCCGUAUGGGAGCGGCGUUGCAUCGGGAGCAUAUGGUAGGCAGUCCUACGUUAGGGCUACGAAUUACUGAAGUCAGUAUCUUGCGAAUCCAGGUUCCUAGUUUUUGUUGAGAUGUCGGUCUGUAUGGCAUCACUGCGUCUGUGUAAAGUAGAUAACUGUGUCUUUUGUGGUUGUCUGAAUCUGAGCUAUGUAUGGAUACUUUGAUCAGUGUUUAUAUUCCUUUUAUAUGCGUUUUGUA